Messenger RNA from Paramuricea clavata, 6382 nucleotides. Lineage: Eukaryota; Metazoa; Cnidaria; Anthozoa; Malacalcyonacea; Plexauridae. The record is from the annotation of a GenBank genome assembly.
GUAUAUUGUUCGCGAAUUCGACGCAUGGCCUGUCCUUCAACCGCCGCUUUCCUUCUAGGCCGUGCGUUGAUAACAUCGUCUUGAACCACAAUCCCCUUUGGAACUUCAUCGUUCUCGCUAUCUUCCUCUGCAUCUAUAGUCAUUUGCUGAGUUUACUCUAGAUUUCUCUCGAAUUUCAAAGGGAAUCAAACGCUGAACGGGUCGAUGUACCGAUGAUUGUUUUCCGGCUUUCGACAGCACCUUCAACCUCUAACACUCUUCCUAUUCUCCACUGCGUACGUGGAGCAGGUUUGUCAUCUUUGAUUAGAACAACGUCGUCUACCGUGAUAUUGUUGUCGUUAUUACUUUUGACCUUUCGGUAUAGAUUCGUUUGACGAAGUUCGUUCAGGUAUAAUUCGUGCGAAAACGCUUCCAAAAAUCCUUUAGUACCUUUCGUAAAUGCCACAACCGUUGUUUGCAACUAUCUAAACUAGAGAUUGCUACACAGUCUACCGAUCUGAAUUGCUUUCCCGUAGAAACACUGCGACCGUACAUUAAGUGAAAUGGUGUCAGCUCUUCGUCCAAAUCAUCUUCGCUUACGUAGGCCAAUGGUCGAUUGUUUACCGCGACUUCGAUAUCACGCAGAAUAGUCUGGAGCUCUUCAAAUGUCACAAACGCUUUACCUAGAGUUUUCUUAAGACAUGCUUUUACCGUUCUAACUAGUCGCUCGUAGAAUCCUCCCCACCAUGGCGAUGCUGGUAAGAUAAAACGUUGCCUAACGCCUUGAAGUAACAUGAACUUCUUCACUUCGGAUGACUGGAAGGUUUUAAAGUUGUCGCUGAUUACGAGCUCGGGAACACCUCGACGUGAUACGAAUCGCUUAAAUCCCCGCAAGAAUCCAUGUGUAGACAUGUCCGGUACUAGCUCCAAAUGAAUGGCUCGACUCGAAGCACACGUAAGCCAAAGGAUAUAACACUUGUUACUCUUUGAUCCAUCUUUAAUAAAUAAAGGUCCCGCAAAGUCGAGUCCGGUGAACUGAAACGCGUACGCCAUAUGAUCCACUCUGUAUUCCGGUAAAUCUUGGCUAGAAGGCGCCCGCACAGGUUGACCUUGAUAACGCGUACAAAUUACACACUUUCGAAUUACUUCUUUAACGCUUUUCCUCCCCUUAAUGAUCCAGUAGUUCCUUCGAAUUCGUGCCAGCGUUGUCUCAAUACCGUGAUGCAUUGUAGCUUCAUGCGCAUCCAAAAUAAUUAGACGAGUAAAGUAACUACUGUCCUUGCUACGAAGUAUUAAUAACCGGGUGUUGUUCCUCGUACUCUAAAGAUGAAUUUGCAAACCGUCCCUUUAAACGCAUAAGUCCAACCUUGUCUUCGAACAACCGCAGUGAAGCACAAAGAUUAGUAUAGUUUGCUUGUUCUUUCAUCAGUAUCUGCUCCUCCUUUAUCCACAUCUCUAAAGCUUUAUUAUAUUCAUCGACUGUCAGUACACUAUCAUUGACGAUAUCACCAUCUACUUUUCUCACUCGCUUCUUUAAAUUGUUCACAAAUCGCAUUACGUAGCCAGUUGUUAGUAGCAUUUUCUUCAAUGAGCUGUAUCGAGUGCAAUCAAUGACAGCACUAAUUGAACAUCUGCUGUUGUUAGUCGUGCCCUUCUCUGUCGUGUUACUGAAGUUGACAACUUCAGUAGGAACUUCUACAUCAACCCUCCCAACCAAAGAGUUUUCGUUACCACAACUAGCUUUUACCCUGUCAACUUCCAACUCCUGUGACCACAACAUCAAAGGUCCCUUAAACCAACAACCCGAAAAAGAAUCUUUUAAAUUUGAAGACAGUCGAGUAGGGAUAUCGGCAGGAUUUACCUCACCCCUAACAAAAUGCCACUUCUCACGAUCCACCACUUUCCUUAUAGCCACAACCCUAUUCUCAAUCCAAGGCUCCCAACUCUUCUCUUUCCCAUUAACCCAACAAAGAGCAACCUCGGAAUCAGUCCAACAGAAUAUAUCAUGCAAAUUAAUUCGGUUUUCAACUCCUAUGAGUACUUCACGAAUUAAUUUGCUAAGGAGUAAGCACCCCCAAGAGUUCUAACCGAGGAAUCGUGAGUGUUUUUAAGGGAGCUACCUUAGUUUUUGAAGCUAAAAAACAUACAUGGACCGCGCCCUGAUAGACGAGCCGUAGGUAGACAACCGCACAGUAAACUUCUUUAGAGCUAUCACAAAAACCAUGAAGCUCUAUACGACUACCGGAGGACAAAUUAGAUGUAAACACAAACCGACUAUGCCGUACUUCCGCGAGCUGUUUUAACCGGCUUCAGAUAAAAUUGCCUUCUAUCAUAUAGGGCUUUACCCUCCUCAAGUUUAUUACAGCCACUAACCAAAUCAUCAACAUAAAGAUCAUCUAUAACUCGCUGUGCUAUUUCUCUUUCUUUCUCUAAGUAAUUACUGAGGUGAUGUCGUAUUGUCCCAUUCAAUAAGAAUGGACUACUUGUAAUUCCGAAAACUACUCUUAAAAACCUGUAAGUUACUACCUGCUCAUCCUCAGUUUGCAAAUCAUACCACAAAAAUCUAAGGUAGUCUCUAUGCUGUGCAUCUAUACCAACAUUUAGAAAAGCUUGUUUUAUGUCAGCUAAUACCCCAAUCUUAUUCAAUCUAAACCUAAGUAAAAUGUCAAAAAUCUUAGCUAUCAGGUUAGGACCUGAAUAAAGGCAUUCAUUUAAGAAGGACCACUGACUUUACAUGAGGCAUCAAAUACUGCACGUAUUUUGGUAGUCUGUUUAUCAUUACGUAUAACCGGCCUAUGGGGAAGGUAGUGUACUUGCCCUGUUUCCCUUGCAACCUCAGCUGAUGAAACACGCUCUAUUAUACCGUUUUCUUCGUACUCCGAGAAUAUUUGAUUGUACUCAUGCAAAAUGUUACUCGCAACCAACUUAUUCUUUAGUGAUUUAAGCCGUCCUUCACAAACCUUAAAAUUGUCAGGGAGCACCUCAUGAUCAGGUUUAAAUGGUAAUUUUGUGAUGUACCUAGUUCCGUCAUGAAUAAUGUCAUUUUCGAAUUGGUCAACAACACUGUCAGUUUUAGUGCCUAUGCUCUCCACAUUCCAAAACUUAUCCAGUUCUUGCCGUAAGCUUAUGUCUGACUCUGACUGCUCCACCAAAGCACGUAGCAAAUGCAUUUCAAAACAAUGCAUAUCUGAUGCACUUGAGCCAAUUCGACCACUAAGUACCCAUCCCACUCUAGUUUUACAUGCAACAGGGCCUAAUUUACUUCUUAUAACCUUACCAGUUAUAAAGACAUGGUAAAAAUCGAUGCCAAUCAAAAUGCCGACCAGAAGAUUUUGGUGUUGCUUGUGCUCAAAGUCAGCAAAUUCCAACCUGCAAAUUCUGGUAAUUGAUGCACACUUGACAGGGGCUGAUGUGUCAGCGGACUACAUAUGGUUGGGAGACAUAGGGCUUCUACAAAUGUAAAUCUAGCAUCACCUUUAUUUCUAAACUUAAGUUGAACUACAUCAAGUUCCUGUACCUCACUACUCUCAGCCUGCCCAAAGGUUUUGAUUACAACUUUCUCCACUCUAAUUGCCUUCAAUUUCAGUGUACUUCUAACCUUGUCAGAUAUAUACGACCUCUGACUGCCACUGUCAAAUAAAAUUCUAGUCUAGACGUGCACACUGUCAUCUGUAGGUAAUAUAUCCGCUAUAGCUGUCUGCAAUAGUAUACCGCUUUUAUCACAGCAUGUACCACAAAACCCUUGUUAUCAUUAGUUGUUGCGUUCUUAUCUUCCUCCCGAUUUAUACCUGGGGAUCUGCUGGUGUAUGUUCGCAUUUGGAUAUAUGGUGCUUGCCAGUCUUACACUUCCUACAUAAGUAAUGGGACUUACAAUUUUUGGCAAUAUGUCCAGUAUCUAAGCAUAUACAACACCGCUUUGUCUCUACGGAGAAUGGCCUUUCGGGAUUGGCAAUUCGAAACACUACUGCAUUUGGAUGAUGAAUGUCCCUCCUUGCCACAAUACACGCAUGCAACCUUAUUGGUCUGACCAAACAAACCACUAGUAGUAUAAUAUCCCCCCUUCCUUUGGGAUUCUUUCUGGAUAGAUCUAUUCGAAGUGGAUGCACUACAAUUCUCUUGCGCUCGAAGCUCACUAUUAAAAUAUUCCAUGACUUUAUCAAGUGUCCAGAACUCCUCGCCAAAUUUUCUGGAAAUAAUCAUGGUAAUUUCGUCAGGCAAUCUAUCUUUUAAGAUUGGAAUUAGCAAUGAGCCGUAACCAGAUGUGUCAAGUUUAAGGGAUUUCAAAUUUCUUACACAACUCUCUACAUGAUUAUAAAGCAUCCUUAGCUCUUUAAUAUUAUCCCUAGAUGCUAUCUUACUGAUCCUCAAUAGUGACUCCAUGUGAGCAGAUAUUAAGAUUUGUUCAUUUCCAAAUCUGCCUUUCAAAAUUUCUAUUGCUUCCUGAUAGUUUUCUGAGUUCAAAGUUAAACUGAUACAGCAGAUAAACUUUCCCCUUUCAAACAUCCCUUUGGGUAAUUAAAUUUGUCUAUGUCACUUAUACGUGUGUUACUAUGAAUUGCUACUCGGAAUUGGUCCCCAAACCCUUGCCAUGCCAGUGGAUCUCCUGAAAACUCUGGUAAUUGCAUUUUAGGUAAUCUACAAUGCACUGCGCUGCCCUGCGCCUGAACGUUAUUACCAUCUGAAGCGCCUAAGGUAUUCAUUGGCUUCGUACUUUGAUUAAACGCGCAGCUAGCCUUAAGUCUACUUUCGCCAAAACAUGAUAGCUGGGUUCUAACGCUUUCAUAUGUUCGACAACUGCAGCCUCUAUGUUUUUUGGAUCAAGCAUGUUAAUAAUUUCAUUAUGAACAACGGCCAAUUGUUCAAGAAUACUCGAAACAGUAUUUCUCAACCCCAAAAUUUUCGCUUGCUCACAGUCUUCAGAAGAACAUAUUGGUCUAGUUCUUGUAAAAGAAUUUUUAAAUAAGCUGAAAGACCGGCAAGUCUACCUUUAACUUUGCCUAAAUCAGUCGCCAUCCUAACUUACUAUAUACCGAGCAUGUGGUCACUAGACAAGACGACAAUUAAACAACAAAUAUACACUAAAAACACAAACAAUUACAACACUCUUUAAAUCUUAAGAAUUCACCAACAAAGCAUGUUGACAAUAAAAGUAAGACUGCAUCGCCGCCAAUGCAGCCCUUGAUGUUUCAAAUGAAUAAUAUUGAGGAUUUAAUCAACUUGUCUAAAAUUAACGAUCUAUGUGAUAUUGAAAUCGAUGUCUUGGGCGAUGCAUCCAAAUCUGAUGAUAUGCUUCUAAGUCCAAAUAAUUCUACUAUAAAGGAACUUGAGGCCUUUAUUGACAAGUCUUUCUAUAGCGCCUCUGUCGAGCUAUCUAAUCCUGUCCAGCCGACGGACUUCUCUACUCUAGCGCAAAGACGCUCUGAAGAAAACCUGCCUAAACCCGAAGCUCAAUUUCUAACAUUUAAAGAAAACGUUGAAACUCGGCUGCAAGUUUUGUCGUACAAACUCUUUGAACAGAAUAAUACCAUAAAUAUAAAUAAACAAGAGCUAUGCAAAUUGACCUGCAAAAAUUUACAUCUUAAAUCACGUAUCUCGGAGUUGGAGGGGAGAUUGUCGCCAAAGAAUACAACGAAUGGGAGUAGUGACCUGAGCCCGUGUGAAAAAAUAGUUAAAGGAAAUAAUAUCUUAACUGCGAAUAUAGAUGCUUGUGCUAUUUCUAGUCGCCUUUCGCCUGGAACAACUGCAUAUGUCGAUGACAGCGAUGAAUAUGCUAUCUCAACUGCGAAUGCCGAUGCUUGUGCUGUUCCUAGUGACAGUCCACCCGGAAAAAGUGCGCAUGCUGAUGACGCUUCGGCCCCUAUAAGUCAACAGUGUGGUGAAGAUAACAGCGGAGAAUAUGAUAAAGAGACUUUGAACCGGACUGACAAUAUCGUCAACCCAGAACGCACAAAAAAGCUCGUAAAGCCCGCCAUAAUGUGCAAUAGUAAGUCAACGAUAUGUCAACAGAAAAUGUAUGGGAAAUCCCCUCUUCAGGAUCGGACAAUGCCACAAGAUUGGUUAAAUUAUCUCCCUUUUGUAGAAACCGGUCAAGAGGAAAAUGUUAAUUCGAAUGUUUCGAUGCAACUAGAUUAUAAUCUUACGAGAGAGAAUCCGGUAGAAACGCUACCAUUGACUAAGAUGUCACCUCGGACUAGCUCUCAUAAUAAUACCAACGUUAUUCCCGAUGAAGUUCUACACACGCCUAUUGCGUUACUGGGCGCUGAUUCUAGUAAUGUGUGCAUGGAAGAUCAGUUAAAAGCAUAUCGACGCAAACAUCAAACGGUAAACCGCAUCAAGCAAUGUCCAAAUCCCAUGCAACCCAAAAAGGUUACGUUUUUUAAAGAACAAUCAAAACCAUACUGUG